Molecule: messenger RNA, 833 nt
Organism: Solenopsis invicta (red fire ant)
Lineage: Eukaryota; Metazoa; Arthropoda; Insecta; Hymenoptera; Formicidae
Product: U6 snRNA-associated Sm-like protein LSm5
Exons: 4
Coding region: 282-617 (111 amino acids)
Biological process (GO): mRNA splicing, via spliceosome
Cellular component (GO): U4/U6 x U5 tri-snRNP complex; U6 snRNP; Lsm1-7-Pat1 complex
Molecular function (GO): RNA binding
Source: RefSeq, a predicted model, not a curated record
AUCAAUAUGGCGACUUUAUGCUUGAUGCUCAUUGAUCCAUCGGUCUUAUGUUGUGCUUAUGUUAUGUUAUACAUUUCAUGUGCGAGGCCCUUUAGAAUUGUUGUUGAGUAUCAAUCCUGGUACUGCGAUUUAUUAUGUGAACCCGGUGAAUUAGAAAUCCAAAGGCUAAUAAAGAAGAUUGCAAUAUUCACUGCUCUUCAGCAACUCUUAUGGCAACAGUUUACGAAUUAAAGCGAUUUGAAUUCUAGUAAGCCGCGUAAUCAUUUCACUCAUUAUAAAUAAUGGCUACUUCGGUGAGCACAAAUCCGUCUACGUUAUUACCUUUAGAACUUGUCGACAAGUGUAUUGGUUCUCGGAUACAUAUUAUUAUGAAAAAUGACAAGGAAAUUGUGGGAACUCUGCAAGGUUUCGACGAUUUUGUCAACAUGCUGCUGGAAGAUGUAACAGAAAGUGAGGCCACCCCGGAAGGUCGUAGAGUUACAAAAUUGGAUCAGAUUCUUCUCAAUGGCAGUAACAUUACUAUGAAUUGCAAAACAUUUUUGCACGAUUACACAAAAAUGAAGAAUUUAAUAGGCUAUUUUGAGAUACUGACAAGAGCAAAAUUUUUUAAACAUUAAUAUAAAAUAUUCAGGAUAUUUGGAUGGCAACAGUUGGUGCCUGGUGGCGAGAUGCCAGAAACGUAAAACUGAUUUUUGAAUUAUCAUCCCAAGCUCAUCGAAUUAUUUCUAUUCCAAUAAAAUAUGAUUAAGCACUAAAUCUAGCUACUUAUCGUAAAUAAGAUUUUCUAUAAGCUUCAAAUUUGAUUAAAUAAAUGUUUAAUAUUGAUUACAAGA